This is a messenger RNA of Symbiodinium sp. CCMP2456, 1569 nucleotides long. The record is from the annotation of a GenBank genome assembly. Lineage: Eukaryota; Dinophyceae; Suessiales; Symbiodiniaceae.
AUGUCUGUGCGGAGAAGCUGCCAAGCUCGUGAUGGCAUGGUCUUGUCAGAUCGACAGACCUUCGCCGCCGCGGCAUGGCAAGCAGUACAGGCUCAGCUCCACAGAGAGCGAGACUGGCCUGGCUCUGAUGUCUUCACAGCUCUGCUGAACAGCUUUGCAGCCAACCCAGCCCCGCGGUUUUGCAUGGUAUCGAAGGACAAGAUUCUUUUUCAGCUUCUACGGAGCAUGCUCCUAGGCCCACCGUUGACGAGACUUCUGGAAUGGUGCGGUUUCAUCUGGCUUGCUGGUGAGCCCAUCCGGGCCUUGGAACCCGCAGCUUGGGAGGCCGCGGGCAGUGCCUGCCAGGUGGAAGAGGCCUUCAUUCUCAAGGCGUGCAAGUCAGCCUUGUCUGUUGUUUCGGACAGCUUCAGGAGUGCACUGCAAUCCAUCACAGUCAUCACAGACAGCCACAACACUCAGUCUCCAUCGGAGCAGGUUCUGCGCCAGUUGGUGGACCAGGAGAUUCUCAAGAAGGAAGAGGUCAGCUCAGAGCUCGAAUCCCAGCUGGAGGCCCUGUGGGACCUGUGCGUGGACGAUGCCACAGCCCAGGCGGUGGUACGCUUCCGAGGCUUGGAGAUCCUCCUGCAGGCCUCCUCCUCGGGCGAGGGGCGCGUGGCAGAGGCAGCACUUGGCGCUGUGGCAAAUGUUUGCUCGCACUGGGUGGCAAAGCCUCCCCACGAGCUCACGGAUGUCGGACAAAUCGCCGUCGCCGUGAUAAACAUCCUUGCCACGCCUGAUGCAGCAGUUGCUGAGCAGGCUCUUCGAAUUGUUUUUACCUUGUUGUGCUGCACCGACGCUCCGAGGGCCACCCUGUGGUGUGCAGCAGCGGUAGAGCGCUACAUGUUCGUGGUGGAGAGUUCCCUGCGAUGGGGUGCAGUCCGUUUCGCUUGCGAUGCGCUGGCACAGGGCAUCGCCCUCGAGGCACAGACAGGCGGACCUAAUGCAGAGGCGCCCUGCGAGGCUUUGGCUGCAAUGCGUCGCCUGAGGGCUUUGGCCUUGGUCGCAAAGCGUUGUGAAGAGCUGGCGGGAGUCAUCGAGGAGGGUGCCGAUGGAGCAGAAGGCGAUGGUGAUCCGGAAACGGUACUGUGGUCAGUCUUACGUUUGAUCGACAGUUUGCUGACCGUGAUGGAUUGCUCUGACUCCGAGGCCACCGCGGCGCUUGCCGCGGCCUUGGCCGCACUCCACGCGGCGCAGCGGCCCGAAGCCCAGGUGGAGGCACUGGAGGUAAUUUCAACCCUCUUCGAGGGCGAGGCGCAAAGCGCGGCUGAUACGGAUUCGCGGCUGCUGCGGCAGGCUUCGGAAUCUCUUCAGUCUGAUGCUGACAUGGUUGAGAAGCUGGUCUUGCUUCUCCCCGACCUGGACGAGGACAGUCAAGGCGUCGCCCUGAUGGCACUGGUGCUUCUGCAGUCAGCCCGGCCGGAGGACGUGCAGAAUCAUGCAGAGGCGAUCCAGGAAGCGGUGGCAUCCUUCAGCAAGACGCAGUUGGAGGAUGCUGGGGUGCGACCAGCCUUCUUGCAAAGUUUGGUGUAG